UGGGCCACCGUGAGGGUCAUCCCCGAGGAGGAGAUGACGGAGCACAACCUUCUUGCUAUCCGAGUCAUGGUCACCAGUGACACAAGCAGCUCCGAGCUGGAGUCUGAUUUUAACAGUGACUCAUCAAAUGCAGAAGUGAAUGGACAGACCUCGUUGCUGGACCUCUCCACCUGCCUGAGCCCUGUCCAGAGGUGGGCAUCGCUCACCAGGAGCCGUGUGGCACUGGAGGAAAGCCCCAAAACAUCCAAAGUUGCUGAUGCACUGCAGAGAGCCAACAGUUUUCACUCCUCCGCGUUAAAUAAGUAUCAGAAUUGGAGGAGAAAACUCCAAACAAGCUUCCCUCUACUGUCCAGCAAGAAACCUGGGCUACACGGGAAGGACAGCUCAGCCAGCUGUCAAAGUGGUCCUGGAGAAAAUCCCUCCCAAACACAGUUGGCUCAUAAGAAACCACCAGAAAUAACAAGAGGACAUUUCAAACCCCACAGCCCAGUAUUUCAAAGAAAAGAAAAAGCCAGAGAGAUGCAUGAAAACAUCCAUGUCUAUGUGCCCCAUUGUUAUCCUUUUCAGAGCAGCACCAGAGGUUCUCCAUGGACCCCUCCUGGGAAUGGAACACUGGCUGAUUUUUCUGAGCCUGAAGACACAGAUAGUGACAAUGGGACAUACACAGCCCAGGGCUGGAAGGAAAAAACCCAGAAAUACACUUCUGAACCAGAAGAUAUUAUUGGGAAGACAAAAGUGCUGUCAUCUCUGGAUUUGCAGGAGAAAGAUGGCAAAAAUACAAGGCAUCCAGAAGAAAAGCUUGAGCAAGAAUUAAAGGAGGCAAAAAAGAGGCCGGUGCUUUGUGCUCAACAGCUGCCCUUGUCAUAUGAUUCUAACAGGGCAGACUUAGGGAGAACAUAUUCAGGGUGUCAAAACAAAGGAGUGCUGUGGACUUCACAGGAGAACGAUGCUGACUGGAAAAAAGUUGUGUUCAAGCGAUCUGGUUGUCCUGUGCCUCUCUUAUUUGCAGAUGAUGCUCCACCAGCUUUGCCAGUUGACACAAAAGAUGCUCUGAGGAGUGCAGAUGUAGAUGCCAGGGAGCACUCAGCUGGCCCGCCAAAGUCACCACUGAAGCUCUUAGCCAAUGCUAUCAAAAGGUCUGUUUUUGAGCCUCUGACCUCGUCUUCAGAGGGACCAAAGCAGGACUCAAACAGCAAAGUCAAAGCCUCCUCAGAACAAGCUUUCUUCAGCUUCCCCAGUACUCUUGGCUAUUCCCUAAGCCAAAGGAAGAGUAACAACACUCGGCCACCAGAGCUUAAAGCAGGGGAGUGGGCAGGAGAAUAUUUAGGAAAUGGGAGCCAUUUCUCAAAUUCAUCUAAUUUUUCUUUUGACUCUGAAGAGAGAUCUCCAAGGAGUUACAGCAAGGAGGCAUCCUUCCCAGUUUACAGUUCUCACACCAGGCCUUCCCAGACAACCAAUAUACUUCAGAAACCGUCUUGCACUGGGAUGGAGGAUGUUCCAGGACUCCUAGAAAAGUUUACUUUCAAAGAGACUCUUCCAGGGGCUUCCAUGGAUGACAUGUUUAUCUGUAAUGAAAAGUACCUCCUCCUUUCAUCUCCAGAGCCCAAGGAAAAUCUGGAUGACUCUGCACAGAAGAGUAGUCUUGGGUCCCUCUUUGAUAGACUGAGAAGUAAAGUUCGUUACAGAGAAAGGAAUUCCUUUGUGUCAUCUUUGCCUUUCAUGAGGGACCAUUCUCCAGAAAACAGGCUCUGUUAUCCUUCCACAGGAUGUGAACACCUAACUGUCAGAAAACAAGCUACUGAGUAUUCCACUUCUUCCUCCGAUGAUGAAUUUGAAUGCAAGAUUUUAUUAACACACCAGGCAAAAAGGUCUAUCAGAAGGAGAAGGAAGCUGGAGAGGGAGACAAAGCAAUUGAUUAAACAAGAGGAGCUGAAGAGGCUUCACAAAGCACAGGCAGUCCAGCGCCAGCUAGAAGAGUUGGAGGAAAAACAAAGAACUCUGGAGGUUUUUGGAGUCAAACUGGAGAGAGAACUAAGAGGAGAAUCAGAUUUGGGCACAAAGGAUGAAACUCAGAUGCUACAUGAAUGGUUUGAGCUGGUCCUGGAGAAGAAUAAAUUAAUGCGUUAUGAGUCUGAGCUCCUGAUUAUAGCCCAAGAGCUAGAAUUGGAAGACCACCAGAGCAGGUUGGAACAAAAACUGAGAGAGAAGAUGGCCAUUGAUGACAGCCUUAAAGAUGAAAUGGAUCUGAAUGAGGAGGUUGAAAUAUUUACUGAGAUGAUGAAAGUGGUUGAAGAAAGAGACAAACUUGUGUCUACCUUAGAGGAGCAGAGAGUGAAAGAAAAAGCAGAAGACCAGCACUUUGAAAGCAUUAUAUUAUCUAGAGGCUACCAGCGGAGCAGGAUUUAAACAGCCACAUGCAAAUAAACAUAAUUUCAGCAAUAUUGGUAAUCAUGGAGAUACAGUCUUAUGAAAAAUGGAGAAAUUAAAAUUGAAAAUCAAUUUAUUUGGGAAGCUUUGUUAUCAAAAGUGCUUAAGCAGCUCUUUUGCUCGUACCAGAGUGAGUCAUUUCACUAUCAGCUUAAAGGAUCACUGGAAUACAGAAUAGGACUGAAUUUACCUCUCUGACAGGCAUCAGUCUGUGAAAGGGAAAUCAGAGCUCUUUUGUUUUCUUGGAAUAUUAUUUUGAUGCUGAGAAUAGAGUUUCUGAGAAGCAUGUUGACAUCAUUUAUUAUUUUUGAGACAUUAGUUUCCAUCUGUUUAUCUGAAUCUGUAUGUGGUUUUGUUAAUAUUUUGGCACAGCCAAGCCAUAGUGAACUAUUUAAAGGUCAGAAAGCAAGCAUCACAUAUAAAAACAAGGUUAGUUUGUAUUUCUGGUGGAGGAAGUGUCAUUUGAUUAAUAACUACAUAUAAGCACUCAUUAAAACUACUGUAAAUGCAGUAUCAGAAAUUAAUUUUCUAGGUAUUUGCAAGUUUCAGUGCACUGUGUAUUUUUGAACAAGAAGUUAAAGCAAUAUUAAAUCCCUACAUUUUGUAGAAUGGUAAGGGAUUAUCAAAGGGGUCACUACCCUUAAAACUGUCAAAUGCUCAAAAAAGCUUUUGUAUGUCACAGAUUAAGGUCUUUAAAAUAUGCUAAAUGAUAAUUUAAAACUAAUAAUCCAAACCCAAUUAGUAUUUGUAGGGUAGGCUUUACAAUGGCUUGAUAAAAUACGUGGCACAUAGUAUCAUAGGGUGUGAUGAGUUAAAGAUCUUCCUGAGAAUAAUUCCUCAAAAGGAUUGCAAAAAAAAGUGUUGAUUUUUUAAUGUCAGCAUCUGAUAGAAAAUAUUGCGUGUAUAUUUACACUACAUUUACCUUGCUGCUUAAGAACAUAUGCAUAUCUUUGGCUUAAAGGAAAUAUCUCCUGUCUUCUCUGUAUAUGUAUUUGUAGAUAUUGGCAAAGCGUAUGUGCAGGUUCUCUUUAGUAUUCGGUGUAAUUCAAGUACUUUGUUAAAUCUGAGAUAAUUCUGCAAUUUAAGAUUGGUAGUACGUCCAACUGUAUGUAUGAUGCAUUAGAUUUUCAAAGUGAAAAAAACAAGGAGAAACUUAGACUUUCUUUUUGAAUAUCACUUUACCUCAUGCACUGAGAAGAUUUGAUAUUCUCGUUCUUUUAUGAAUGGUGCUUAUUUGCAGCCCAUGGUACAGCCAAAGCUAGAAACAUUCCUGUUACAAAAGCUUUAAGCUAAAAAAUCUCUUGGUAAGUAUCUGUAGGGUAACAGACACACUGGAUCCUGUCACAACAAGGUAUGAAUUAUCUUAAGUUUUUGCUGUAUCAUAAGAAAUUUAAAAUACCCUUUCUAACGAUACAAGCAAGAUUUUACUAUUGACCACAGAAAAAAAAUAUACCUCUAUCAGUGCGAGGAAUAUAUGACUAUUCCUCAAUAUUUAUGUAUUUAUAUUUAUUUAUUAGACUGUUUAAAGAGGAUAAGAGUGUCUGGUUACAUUUUACAGUUUGGAUGUUGUCUCUGAUUUUGAUACAUAGAUGUGUAUUUCUAACAGCUAUGUAUAGGUAAUGGUGUGCAUUGUAGAGUAGAUAGCUUUAUCCAUUUGGUAAAUAGUAAAAAAAUAUGAAUUAAGAUUUUAAAAAGAUGUUCUCAGUUACCAUAAAUUGAAGGGAUACCCUUAAAGCAUAGCAUGUAGGGCUUUAAUAGUAAAAUUUGUCUUUCAGCACAGUGGAAAGACAAAGCAGACUCCUUAAAUGUGUUCCAAAAUUACCAUCAGAACUUUUUUUUUCCCUCUGUCAUUCAUAAGCUAAGCAUACCUGAUCUUCAGUUUACAUUUUUAUUGAGAUGGAUUGCAGCAAUUGAUUUUUAAAUUGACUCUGUUACUUAAGAUUGACACAAAGUCGGAGCAGGCAGAGCAGUAAUAACUAUUUUAAUUUUCUCUGUUGAGCUCUGCUUGUAUUUCCAGUUUUGUGGAGAAAAUUUCUGGAUUUUAUCACUGUUCCCAGAAGCCUCAUGUAAUCAUGUAGAACAAGAGUGUCUGGAACAUUGUCAGUUUGCUGUGGAAGAUGGAGAGCCACAAUGCUUUCAAGGUAUUUAGAAAAAAAAAAAAAAGAAAA
Molecule: messenger RNA, 4595 nt
Organism: Melopsittacus undulatus (budgerigar)
Lineage: Eukaryota; Metazoa; Chordata; Aves; Psittaciformes; Psittaculidae
Product: MICAL C-terminal-like protein
Exons: 11
Coding region: 34-2406 (790 amino acids)
Source: RefSeq, a predicted model, not a curated record